GUGAAGUAUGAAUAAGGUCAUAUUAGGCAUUACUUUAGCUCAAUUGUCGGUGGGUAUUGUCGCAAAAGGUAGAACUGCUUUUUCAGCUUCAGCUACUUGUAUCCAAAUUUCGCGUAAUUUUUCAAAAAACUGCUCCAAAAUAAUGGCUGCUGGUAAAUAUAAGAUUGUAAUGGUUCGCCAUGGUGAAUCCGAGUGGAAUUUAAAAAAUCAAUUCUGUGGCUGGUUCGAUGCUGAACUAAGUGAAAAUGGAAAGAAAGAAGCUGAAGCCGCUGGCGAAGCUGUUAAAGCAGCUGGCUUGAAAUUUGAUGUCGCUCAUACUUCCGUUUUAACUCGUGCCCAAUGCACAUUGAAUGCCAUCCUCACAAAAAUUGGUCAAACAGACAUUCCAGUAUGUAAAACCUGGCGUUUAAAUGAACGUCACUAUGGUGGUUUGACAGGUUUAAACAAAGCCGAAACUGCUGCCAAGUAUGGUGAAGAUCAAGUCAAAAUUUGGCGCCGUAGUUUUGACACUCCCCCACCACCAAUGGAACCAGGUCAUGCUUAUUACGACAAUAUCGUUAAGGAUCCCCGUUAUGCCACUGAACCCAAAAAGGAAGAAUUUCCCAUGUUUGAGUCCUUAAAACUUACCAUUGAACGUACCCUUCCCUACUGGAAUGAUGUCAUUAUUCCCCAAAUGAAAGAAGGCAAACGCAUUUUAAUUGCAGCUCAUGGUAACAGUUUGCGUGGUAUCGUGAAGCACUUGGACAAUUUGUCGGAAGAUGCUAUCAUGGGAUUGAACUUACCAACUGGUAUUCCCUUUGUUUAUGAAUUAGAUGAGAACUUCAAACCCGUCGUUUCAAUGAAAUUCUUGGGAGACGAGGAAACUGUUAAAAAGGCUAUUGAAGCAGUUGCUGCACAAGGCAAAGCCAAGUAAAUUAUGGCAUUUAAUUGAAUUGGGACAAUUUACAUUGAAAAAAUACCUUGCACAUGAUAGCAUAUUUACUUUCUCCACAUCCAUAUAUGCAUAAUUAGAUGUUACAUACAUAUUUAUUAUUUUGGAAUGAAACGCUAUACUAUAUAAGUUGUUAUAUUCAAAUCACUUGAAUAAAUAAAUGUUUUAAAUAGAAGUGUGUUCAAAAUUAAAA
Messenger RNA from Calliphora vicina (urban bluebottle blowfly), 1124 nucleotides. It is a transcript of the gene Pglym78, whose product is annotated as phosphoglyceromutase 78. The record is from RefSeq and is a predicted model, not a curated record. Lineage: Eukaryota; Metazoa; Arthropoda; Insecta; Diptera; Calliphoridae. Gene Ontology annotation, molecular function: intramolecular phosphotransferase activity. Gene Ontology annotation, biological process: glycolytic process. The transcript has 3 exons. The coding region runs from base 8 to 913 and encodes 301 amino acids.